Molecule: messenger RNA, 952 nt
Organism: Jatropha curcas
Lineage: Eukaryota; Viridiplantae; Streptophyta; Magnoliopsida; Malpighiales; Euphorbiaceae
Product: large ribosomal subunit protein eL6
Biological process (GO): ribosomal large subunit assembly; cytoplasmic translation
Cellular component (GO): ribosome; cytosolic large ribosomal subunit
Molecular function (GO): structural constituent of ribosome; RNA binding
Source: RefSeq, a predicted model, not a curated record
GGCCGCGUAAACUUCAUAUCCUUUGAGCUUUGAGUUUCAUUUGUGGGGAGUGAGAACCUAAACCCUUAGCUAUGGCUCCCAAAACUCCCAGGGUUAGCAGGAACCCAGAUCUUGUGAGGGGAAUCGCAAAGUAUUCUAGGUCUAAAAUGUACCACAAGAGGGGAUUGUGGGCAAUCAAGGCGAAACACGGCGGAGUUUUCCCGAAACAUGACCCUAAACCCAAGCCCGCUGCUCCCGCCGAGAAGCCGGUGAAAUUCUAUCCGGCCGAUGAUGUUAAGAAGCCUCUGCUUAACAAGCGCAAGCCCAAACCCACGAAGCUCAGGGCUAGCAUUACCCCAGGUACGGUGUUAAUCAUUCUUGCUGGAAGGUUCAAAGGCAAGAGGGUCGUGUUCUUGAAGCAGCUUUCUUCUGGAUUGCUUUUGGUCACUGGACCAUUUAAGAUUAAUGGAGUCCCUCUAAGGAGAGUUAACCAAUCUUAUGUCAUUGCAACUUCUACCAAGGUUGAUAUUGCUGGAGUUAAUGUUGACAAGUUUGAUGACAAAUACUUCGCCAAGCAAGCGGAGAAGAAGAAAAAGAAGGGGGAGGGCGAGUUCUUUGAAUCUGAGAAAGAGGAGCAAAAUGUGCUUCCACAGGAGAAGAAAGAUGAUCAAAAGACUGUUGAUGCAGCAUUGAUUAAAUCAAUUGAGGGUGUUCCAGACUUGAAGGCUUAUUUAGCUGCUAGAUUCUCUCUCAAGGCAGGAAUGAAGCCCCAUGAACUUGUCUUUUAGAUGAAAAAAUUUUAGGAGGAUUUGCAUGACUUCUUAUUGGAUUUUGUUUGAAUUUAUUUUUAGCGGUUGUACUGUUCUGUCUUUGGCAAUAGACAGCUAUAUGAACAUCGUAUAUUGUGAGAAUUUUGCAGAAAUUUUUCCUUUUCCCAAUUUCUAUUUGUGGCAUGACAUUUUACAUACUCUAA